UGCUACAAAAGUGUCAUGUGAAUGCCUCUUCACACUUUCAGAAACAAUCCAUGAGGCCUGAACAUUGGCUAGCUCCUUGGGCCAAAAGGAGGAACACGUCUUAACCAUGAGACCAAGCUUCCUCUUCCUGCAGUCCUCUGACUAAUUCACUGCACACCUUCCAACCUGCCCAGCCAAGUACCUGCAAUAGGUACACACCUUCCAAUUUCUGCAACAAAUGCGCAGGGUCCUAAAGACAACAGCUGUGUUCACUACACAACCUUGAUUUGUAGAACUUGAACCUGGGUCUGCAACAUGACAGGGACAGACUCACUGGUUCAUUGAAGCAGUGCAACACUCCCAUAGUGCACCAGCUAUUUAAGCUACGUUUACUUCUGGUUUGCCAAAGCAGUGCAAAGCAACUGAAGCAUACGGCACCAACGGAUGAGAUGCUAAUUAGGGAAGAGGCUAAGUGGAGCUUGCUGUUGCAGAGGCCAGCAUCAGCCAUGGGAAGAGCCGCACAGCAAACCCUCACUGCUUUACUCUGCAUAGCAGCAGCCGUUUGCAUGGAUGAGGACAGCUGUCCAGAGGUCAAGAUUGUGGGACUCACUGGUUCUGACAAACUCGCUGUUCUCCAAGGAUGCCCUGGGAUGGCUGGAGCCGCAGGUCCCAAAGGCGAACCCGGAGCUGCAGGAAUGAAAGGGGACAGAGGUGCUGAUGGGAUCCCUGGAAAGAUGGGACCAGCUGGGGAGAAAGGAGAGAAAGGUGGUGUCGGCCUCCCUGGAUCGCAAGGAAUCAAAGGAGAACCUGGAGCAUCAGCAAAAAUAGAAUUGAAGGCUCUGGAAGAUGCAGCUUGUAAAGAAGGACUGAGGAACUGCAAGGAGCUGUUAGCCAAAGGGAAUCUUCUGAGCGGCUGGUACACCAUCUAUCCCAAAGGCUGUACUGCCAUGCGUGUGCUGUGUGACAUGGACACAGAUGGUGGAGGCUGGAUUGUCUUUCAGAGACGGGUAGAUGGUUCCGUUGACUUUUUCCGUGACUGGGAUGCGUACAAGAGGGGUUUUGGAAGCUCGCUGACCGAAUUCUGGCUGGGGAAUGACAAUAUUCACCUAUUAACAUCUCUCGGAGCUAACGAACUGCGCAUUGACCUCCGAGAUUUUGAAAAUAACCAUGUGUUUGCCAAGUUCAAGUCAUUCAGAAUUUUAGACGAGACUGAGAAAUACAAGCUGAUUCUAGGAGACUUUAUUAACAGCACUGCAGGUGAUUCAUUAGCAACUCACAGGAACAUGUUCUUUACAACAAAAGACCGUGAUAAUGAUCUCGCUUCCUCGAAUUGUGCUACACUUUACCAGGGGGCCUGGUGGUACAGUAAGUGCCAUGCCUCAAACCUCAAUGGGAGGUAUUGGCUGGGAGCCCAUAAUAACAGCGGAGAUGGUAUAAACUGGCACGCCAGCAGAGGCAACAAAUAUUCCUUCAAACUCUCAGAAAUGAAAUUUCGGCCUGUUCAGCAAUGGUGAGCUGGCAGCACAUGUUCCUCCUGCUUUCCCAGACGUCUGUUUGCAGUGAGCACAUGUGGCAAAACUGCAGAGAGGAACCAGCCAAAACCACCGGCCACUAGGAGCAGGUGCAGGAGCUGCCAAAGCAGGGGCCUUCAGCCAUUCACAGGACUACCCGUUUCUCUGCCCUCUGCUGAUUUUUCUUUUGGCCACAACCCUUUCCUCAGUCUCUUAACCUCACCAUCACACUUAUUCCUCUUGCCCUUUUCCCUAACCCUGCCCCUCACCCUCCUUUCCUGCAGUGUCCCCUCUCCCUUCCCCUUUCUUUCCAUUUAGCUGAUCCCCUCCUAACUGAACACCCCCCGCUCCCCACAACAACAAACAAAUCAUGUCACUAAAAUGACAUUUGCUGCCAUUGCAUUGUUCACUCUGCUUGUGUGUUCUAGCCCUUCCCCCACCCCGUGUCUGACCUGUCAGUGGAGCUUGUGAGCUCUUCUGGGCAGGGACUGUCUGAGCUCUUCAGGGCUGAGCACUCUUGUACGGGGAGAUUUUGGCAAACCGGUAAAAUGCCUGAAACCACUGUUGCGUAUUGCUAAGAGCAGCCAAAUCAGCAGGCUGUAAAUUGGCCAUGCAGCAGCCUUAGCUUCACCAAGGCAGGAGGGGAGGGGGUUUUGGGUGCCACAGAAAGGGCAGCUUGACCCCGUGUCCUUCCUGAUAAGAAUUGUGUUGAAGUUGCUGCUACAUGCAUUUUAGAAGAGCAGGAUGUGCUCUCAGGAAUGUGUCUGACAGGGCCUCAAGGCUGCAAACUCGGGGGAAAAAACACACCUGGUUAAUCAAUAAUCAGAAGGAAACCUCUUGCUUGACCGUUGAAACUGCUUACUUAACAACUUUUCUUAAAGUGACAUGUCAUUAUAUUACUAAUGGGGAAAAAUUUGAGGUAGGGGGACUCUCUCUCUGGAUGCAUUUUGUGAUCGCCACCGGCUGCUGCUGUGCCACUCGAGAGCCACACUCAGUUUCGGUAAUUAGCAAGGGUUGGGGUGUUUUACUAACCUGUUGCGGACGUGUGUAAGUGCUUGAAACGAAGUAAAGUUUAGCGUUAAGUGAAA
Messenger RNA from Mauremys mutica (yellowpond turtle), 2578 nucleotides. Its product is annotated as ficolin-2-like. The record is from RefSeq and is a predicted model, not a curated record. Lineage: Eukaryota; Metazoa; Chordata; Testudines; Geoemydidae. Bases 429 to 1493 code for a protein of 354 amino acids. The transcript is spliced from 13 exons.